Myotis davidii is the source of this 813-nucleotide messenger RNA. RefSeq names its product RAB2B, member RAS oncogene family (gene RAB2B). Gene Ontology annotation, cellular component: Golgi apparatus. Lineage: Eukaryota; Metazoa; Chordata; Mammalia; Chiroptera; Vespertilionidae. Gene Ontology annotation, molecular function: GTPase activity; GTP binding. The transcript is spliced from 7 exons. The record is from RefSeq and is a predicted model, not a curated record. Bases 154 to 723 code for a protein of 189 amino acids.
CGUGGCUCCGACCCAGAGAGGAUUUCUGGGGAGAGCCAUAGAGACGCGAUCGGGACUAGAGGGGCCGGAGAUGGGCGGAUUGAGUGGCUAGAGAGGCCGGAGGCAAGUGGCUGUUGAAGUCGGGCGGACCCGGAAUCCAGAGGAAACAGGACCAUGACUUAUGCUUAUCUCUUCAAAUACAUAAUCAUCGGGGACACAGGUGUGGGGAAGUCAUGUCUCCUCCUGCAGUUCACAGACAAGCGGUUCCAGCCUGUCCACGACCUCACCAUAGGUGUGGAGUUUGGGGCCCGUAUGGUCAACAUUGAUGGAAAACAAAUCAAACUGCAAAUCUGGGAUACGGCUGGGCAAGAAUCCUUCCGUUCUAUCACCCGUUCCUACUACAGGGGAGCAGCUGGAGCACUGCUGGUGUACGACAUUACAAGGCGUGAAACCUUCAACCACCUGACCUCAUGGUUAGAGGAUGCCCGGCAGCACUCUAGUUCCAACAUGGUUAUCAUGCUGAUUGGGAAUAAGUGUGACUUAGAGUCCCGCAGGGAUGUGAAGAAAGAAGAAGGGGAGGCCUUUGCUCGGGAGCAUGGACUUAUAUUCAUGGAAACUUCAGCCAAAACAGCCUGCAAUGUUGAAGAGGCCUUCAUUAACACAGCCAAAGAAAUAUAUAGGAAGAUCCAGCAGGGUUUAUUUGAUGUCCACAAUGAGGUGAGCAAGGGUGGGGCUGACAAUUAAAUUUGCUUUGUCUUAAAUGCUACAUUAAGCUCCUUAGAAUGUAAGCAUCCACUAACAUUAUACUAGUUGAAGCUAUGCCAACUCAUACUU